UGAUGUGCUGCCUUCCAUUUCUCGUUCACUCCGUCCGUAACCGCAUAUUAAAUCUUGUGCAAAGUGUACUGACGUAUAUAAAUUAUACCAUAAUCAGUCGACUCUUACACUACUUAAUCACCGAUAUGGCCAAUGAGCCAGUGCCUCUAGACAGCAGCAGUGACAGUGGUAGCAGCUGCAGCAGCGGUGAUGAAAACAAAGAGCGGGGAAACUGGACUGGGCGUUUGGACUUCCUCCUCGCCUGCAUCGGCUAUGCCGUUGGCCUUGGCAACGUCUGGCGCUUCCCGUACCUUUGCUACCGGAAUGGCGGAGGUGAGAGUUACAAACACAUCGCGCCUCUAUAUGAUUUUUCUCCUCUUCCGAUGAUGAAAGGACUCGGCUAUGGGAUGGUCAUCGUCUCCGGCAUCGUCUGCAUCUACUACAAUGUCAUCAUCACGUGGACACUCUACUACAUGUACCUUUCGGUGCGGGAGAGCGUCGUGCCGUGGGCAACGUGCGGCAAUCCCUGGAACACGGCCGACUGCCGCGAGCUUGGUAACGCCAGCGGCGAUGCGGGUUACGAGAGUCUGAGCGGCGACAACAGCAGCAGCAGCAUCGUGAACGUGUCGGAGGCGCGGUCGGCGUACGUCAACAUACCGAGCCAGGAGUUCUGGACACGUUACGUACUACAAAUCAGUAGUGGUAUUGAGGACAUGGGCAGCGUCAGAUUAGAGCUGCUCGCUUGUCUAUUCAUCGCCUGGGUCCUCAUCUUCGUCUGCGUUAGCAGGGGUAUAAAGUCAUCAGGCAGGGUUGUCUAUUUCACGGCUACAUUUCCCUAUGUACUGCUUACGGUCUUGCUGAUCCGGGGCUGCAUGCUUGAAGGUGCAGUGGACGGAUUGCGCUUUUACCUUCAACCCAAGUGGGGACAACUGAGGAGCUUCAAGGUGUGGGGUGACGCAGCAACGCAGAUUUUCUACUCUCUGGGACCGGCCUGGGGUGGCUUGAUCACAUUUGCUUCCUUCAACAAGUUCCAUAACAACUGCUACAGGGAUGCUCUGCUCGUACCACUUAUCAACUGCGGCACGAGCGUAUACGCUGGUCUCGUCGUGUUCGCCAUCUUGGGUUACUUGUCGGCCAUGACAGGUCUACCCAUUGAGGAUGUCGUCAAGCAAGGUCCUGGUCUCGCAUUCGUAGUCUAUCCGGCAGCCAUAGCAACGCUUCCCCUGUCUCCACUGUGGGCUUGCCUCUUCUUUUUUAUGCUGUUGCUGGUCGGAAUGGACACACAGUUUGGGAUGUUUGAGACGAUGACUAGUUCGCUGAUUGAUGAGUUUCCUCAGCUGCUGAGGAACCGUAAGAUGCUCUUCACCGGAUUCAUGUGCUUCAUUGAGUUUUUGUUUGGCAUCCCCUGCAUAAUGAACGGCGGCAUGUACGUGCUACAACUAAUGGACUGGUACUGUGCGGCUUUCGCUCUCAUGUUCAUCUCACUCAUUGAGUGCAUUGUUAUUGGCUGGGUUUACGGAGCGGAUCGAUUUCUCACGGAUAUCAGUGUGAUGAUUGAUCAUAGGCCAGGCUGGUGGUGGAAGCUGACAUGGUGUUACAUCAGUCCCAUUGUGGUCUUUUGUUUGCUGGUUUUUACCUUGGUGAUGCACACGCCUAUCUCUUACAACAACUACUCCUAUCCGCAAUGGGCAAUAGUAAUUGGCUGGAUGAUGGCGUUAUCAUCACUGGUUCCAAUACCCAUAUCGGCAGUGUGCGCAGUGUAUACUGCACCAGGCAACUCCCUAUGGGAGCGUGUAAGAAUGGCACUUCGUCCCACGCCGGAGUGGGGUCCUGCGAUCGACAGAUAUCGCAUCGAGUACAAGCAAGUUUUGCAUGAACAUGGCUUCAUGAAAAGUGUGCCAGAGUCGAGUGCAGCCACUCUGGUGAACCUAAGAGAGAUGGAGCCAUUGGAGAUAUGACGGACUCCUCCUGCAAUGGAUGAAAUGUAGAGCUUUUUGAGAUUGAUCUGAAAUCAUUCCUAAUGCCAUGUACUACCGACUGUUCCACGUAUGAUAUUGCUUCACUUAGGCCUGUAGGUUAAGUCAUUAAUUAAUCUAUAGGGGGCCAAAUGUACUUUCUUCCUUCAGCCGCUACAAAGCUAGUCAUCUCAUUCACUGGUUUGCUUAGGUGAGGCUGCGUCAUCGCACCAACAUGAAUUUCAACGAGUUAGUUGCUCAGAUGUGUCGGUGCUGACAUGUAUUUUUACUGCAUCUCUUUUGCGGUUACCGUAAAAUAAGCGCGAACUGGUGCAGGUUGUGAAAGUUGAGCCAGACGAAUUAGUAGUGUUUAUGAAAUGUUUGCCACCGUAAACACGUUUUAUUAGGAUUGUUUGGCACAGUACUUAAACCACUCUAACGCGUGGACGUAAAAUUUUAUUGUUGUAAGGGUGAAAGAUAUCCAAUCAAGUUGUGCCUAUGCGUACUAUAUGCUUCCAAAAAUAAUACAAUUUAGGUGCAUCUGACUGCAAGAGUGUCUGUGUGCUAUGCUUCCUUGUUAUUAAAAUUCUCUGUUUCACAACCCCAGUGAUUGUACAUUAUUAUAUAGUUUAUUUAUUUAACUUUAAAGCACAUUGUUUACGCGUAUAAAGUGUGGUGUACGAUAUCGGUGUUUUGUGCUUAAUUUUUUGUUGCUCUGUGAAGCCAUAUAAAAAUUGGGUGAAAUAUUUCCAAGGUGACGCCAUUGUUUAUAAAUAUCCGUGACGACUGUGGGAUGUUUUAAUUAUAGAAGAUCACGUAGAUAAAUGAACCAAUUUCACCUAUAUUUACUGGUAACAGACUAAAUAUUAGCUUUAUCACUUUUUUUCACCGUAUUUAAUCAGUCAGAAUUUGGCUCAUAUGUGUAUACUUAUUAUGUAUGGAAUCCUAUCAUAUGUUAGAUAGAAGAUGUUCUUCUAUAUACAUAUCUUCAUGGAUUGGUAUUAUGGGAUGUAUGUCGUAUAUAGUCGUGAAGGUUCAUUGCCCGCGAUACAACACCUUGUGUAAUUUUGUGUUUAUUGUGUCAUAUUGUAUGUCGUAUAUGUAGUAACAAACCAUAAAACACUUUAUGAUAUCAUUAUUGUUCAUCGUAGUUGAUCCUGAUAGGAAUAGCAGUUCGGAUUUUAGCACUUAUUUAGUGUGUAAAAACGCACAACACGUGAGACAUAGGUAAAUAUAAAAGCAUUGAGUUUGGAGUUUGAGUUA
Priapulus caudatus is the source of this 3197-nucleotide messenger RNA. Its product is annotated as sodium- and chloride-dependent glycine transporter 1-like. NCBI's taxonomy places the organism in Eukaryota, Metazoa, Priapulida, Priapulimorpha, Priapulimorphida, Priapulidae. The transcript has 15 exons. Gene Ontology annotation, biological process: sodium ion transmembrane transport. Gene Ontology annotation, cellular component: membrane. The record is from RefSeq and is a predicted model, not a curated record. The coding region runs from base 3 to 1937 and encodes 644 amino acids.